Messenger RNA from Lobosporangium transversale, 2334 nucleotides. RefSeq lists its product as hypothetical. Bases 1 to 2334 code for a protein of 777 amino acids. NCBI's taxonomy places the organism in Eukaryota, Fungi, Mortierellomycota, Mortierellomycetes, Mortierellales, Mortierellaceae. The record is from RefSeq and is a predicted model, not a curated record. The transcript has a single exon.
AUGACUUCUGUUACCCCAGAUUCUAAUCAUACCUCACUCGGUCAUGAUGUGGCCAUGGCCGAAAGAAGUAUAAGCUGCUUUACACGCAUAUCGCAUACCUACAGACGCCAUGAACUCGGCUGCCAAGCUAUCAUUGCUCGUCGUCAUGAUGGCUUUCGUAAAAAGCCCCAUAUUCACAACGACAACCACGAAAGUUACCGCCCAGUCUCCCAUAAUAAUUAUCAUACAGUCCAGAAAACCCAUUCAAACUCGGAGCACCGUCACAACAAGGGCCACCAAGGCCAUCAACGGCAUAGCGAACAAAAACACUCUAGGCAUAGCCAUAAUCAAGGUUCAUCUCACGGAAAAGGACACCAUAAUACGGCUUCCAACAGUGAAGACGAGCAUGACCCAAAUCACAAUGACAAUAGCAACGGCAGUCAUGGACAUGAGGAUCAUAGUAGUACUGAUGACCACGACUAUGGAUAUGAGCACUCCGGGCACGUUGGCCACGACAAAGAGAAGCCAGAAGAUAGGGGUGGCAAUAAGCAUAGAAAGGGAAAAGAAGAAGACAGUCAGCAUGAAGAUGGCAGUAGCCCUUUAGAGGAGCAGAGUGAUAAAGCUAAUGGAGGAUAUGGACCAUUUGGGGAUGAGGAAGAAAACCCUGUUGAGGAUGAGGAAGAAAACCCUGUUGAGGAUGAGGAAGAAACAUCCGUCGAGGAUGAGGAAGAAAAACCUGUCGAAGAUAAGGGAAAAUCUGUAGAGGAUGAGGAGGAUGGUCCGCCCAAGGGCAAAGAGGUGCAUGAGUCACCGAAGGACGGAAAACACGAACCAGCAAGUGAAGCAGGACAUAGUAGACAUAGGUCACCUAAGGUCGGGGAGCAUGAAGCAGCUAAGGAUAAAAGGCGUGGGUCGUUAAAAGAUGGUAAACAUGGAUCGUCCAGGGAUAGGGAGCAUAAGCCAUCUGAGAAGGGAAAGCACGAACCAGUAAAGAAAGAGAAACAUGAAGAACACAGAUCAGCCGAGGAGAAGCGCGAACCAACCAAGAAUGGGGAGCAUGGGUUAGAGGAAGAUGGGAAGCAUGGAUCGUCGAAGGAUGGUAACCAUGGAUCAACAAAGGACGGGAAGGAUGAGCCAUCAAAAGAUGGAAAGCAUGGGUCACCAAAGAGUAGAAAGCAUGGGUCGUCAAAAGAUAGAAAGCAUGGGUCAUCAAAGGGUAGAAAGGAUGGAUCAUCAAAGGGUGGCAAGCGUGGAUCACCAAAAGGUGAGAAGCAUGGAUCAUCAAAGGGUGGGAAACAUGGAUCGUCAAAGGAUGGAAAGCAUGGGUCGUCAAAGGACGGCAAGCAUAAAACCCCCAAGGAAAGAGAGCACGAAUCAUUAAAGGAAGGGGGGCAUGAAGAACACAGCUCAGUCGAUGAGGAGCGUCGACCAACCAAGGGUGAAAAAGAGAGCGGGAAACAUGCUGAUAGAGGUGAUGAGUCCAACAAAAACAAUGCCAAAGACGACAGUGAUAAACCUAGUGCUACUAAGCCCAAGGAAGACAAUAACAAUCCCAGCCCUGCCACCAAAACCAUUACAAACUCCAUAUCCCAGCCUGGCAAGGCUAUAUCAACUGCCCCAAUUUCCUCUGACUCAGAGUCCGCGGGAAAAUCCAAUAUCCCAAUAGGCCCCAACAUCCCACUUCCUCCAAACGGCUCUUCUGUCAACCGCUCAAUUGUUAACAAGCCUGCCAACCCCAAAAAGGAUGGCCAAACCCCUGGCACUAUCGUCGCAUUUAUUCUCGUUCCUUUGACCUUAAUCGUCGGUCUAACUUUUGGUGUUAUUGCGUACCGUCGUCGAAAUACCCGUCGACGUCUGCAAGGAGGUGCAGGGGCUGCUGUUGCUCAUGCUGGGACAGGAGUAACAGAAACAGGAGAUGAAGAUUCUGGCUCAAUGCUGAGUCCUGUCAGCUACCGUCCUCCAGCACCAUUCACAAGCGAAGUCGAUAUCACGACUGAGAGCCUAGGGAGCUCUAAUAUUAAUCCUGACAUUGUAGUUGGGGAUUCGUCAAUUCACAUAAUCUCUGCCCCUAAACGCGAUGAAGGCCGUCUAGGAAUCUAUGAAAAUUAUUCUCAUGUGUGUAAAACACAACUGGCAGGCAAGGAAUGCACAAACCAUAGUAUCAGUUGCUUCGUAGCUUUGAACCACAGCAAUGGCGGUCUAAACGCUACUGCCCCCAUGCGGGAAGUAACUGUGGGCUCUGGAGUUUCAUCGCUGAGGAACUUGGAUCCAGUGACCUCGUCUUCUGAAGCUGCAGAUACAAUAGCAACUGCUGCAGCAACAACAUCAACACCAUCAUCUUCAAAGCAACUGUAA